Closterium sp. Naga37s-1 is the source of this 1197-nucleotide messenger RNA. NCBI's taxonomy places the organism in Eukaryota, Viridiplantae, Streptophyta, Zygnematophyceae, Desmidiales, Closteriaceae. The record is from the annotation of a GenBank genome assembly.
AUGCUGGAACGAGCGCAUAUCACGCGCCUUCUCUCUCUCUGCCCAAUGGCUCGCUCGUCUUUCGCUACUGUCACUCCUCCUCCUUCCGAUCCGGAAUCUACCGCGAAUUCCGCUGAAAUCCCCGCUGACACAAGCGCAACCGCUGGUGGGGUAGAAUGUGACAGUGUGACACGUGGCUGUGACGAGCGCGGCCGGCAACGGCUGACCGUAGAUCUUCUGGACAUGGACGACGCAGAUCUGCUGGCGGUGCUGCCGAGCUGCCUGGCGUUCGUCGAGGAGAGCGUGAGAUGCGGGGAGAAGGUGCUCGUGCACUGCCACGCUGGCGUGUCGCGAAGCGCAGCAGUGGUGACCUCGUAUCUCAUGAAACGGCACAGAUCAACUGCUGAGGAUGCCCUCCGUCUGUUGCAGUCUAAGCACCCCCUUGCAUGCCCCAACAACGGCUUUAUGCAUCAGUGGACGGUUGACCCCCACCACUCUGACUAUUCCCGCUUCAAGCUGCGCCUCAUGGCUCGCCGUAUCACCGGCUCACUGCACCAGGGCGUGCCGUUUGAGGCUGGUAACGGAGCUGCUAGUAACGGGGCUGCUAGUAACGGGGAUGUUAGUAGCGGGGAUGCUCAGUUACGGGCUGGAGUGGGGCAAGAGGGGGAGGUAGGAACAGCAGGAGCAGCAGCAGCAGGGGGCGCAGCAGCAGCAGGGGGAGAAGGAGGAGCAGGGGCAGAAGGAGGAGCAAGAGUAGCAGGAGGAGCGGGAGCAGCAGGGGCAGCAGGGGCAGCAGGGGCAUCAAGGGAAGCAGCGGGGGUUCCAGAGGUGUAUCGCUGCCGAAAGUGCCGGCAGGUGGUGGCAGCAGCAGCCAAUGUGCUCCCUCAUGCCCCCAAACCACCUGCCAGCACCACUGACGCUGCAAGUGCUGCUGCUGCUGCUGCUGCUGCUGGUGGUGCUGCUGACGGUGCUGCUGCUGCUGGGACUGGUGGGGGAGGGGGAGGAGGGGUUAGGUUUCGUGGGAAGGGCAAGGAUUGGGGGAGUGGUGCGGAGAGGGGAUGCACGUCUGUGUUUGUGGAGCCACUCAAAUGGAUGGGCGACGGUGAGCAUGGGUGGGAAGCGGUGAAGGUGAACGAGAUUGAUGCACCAAGUUUGGCUCUUCCCCCUUCCUUUCACCCUUUUCAACCUUUGUUUUCCACUCGGUUUUGGCUGCUGUAA